AUGAAGCUGCCCAGGGCGCUACGGGUCUUAGCAAACCCGAAUGUGGCUGUUAUUGAGGGCAUCUUGGAGCAUCUCACGUUAGUAAACGAGACCCAGAUGGAAUCAAAUAAUGCCGCAACAGGCCAGCGAAUAUUUUUACCGGGACCAGCAUACAUUGCAAAGCUCCCCGAGAUGGAGGAGAUGGUGGCCGCAGUAGCAGCUGGCACCGUAGAUCAGCCAAAAAACGGGCUGCCUACCCGGGUGUUACGCCCGAAGAAAACAUCCGAGUGA
Messenger RNA from Echinostoma caproni, 270 nucleotides. The record is from the annotation of a GenBank genome assembly. Lineage: Eukaryota; Metazoa; Platyhelminthes; Trematoda; Plagiorchiida; Echinostomatidae.